This is a messenger RNA of Chlamydomonas reinhardtii, 5070 nucleotides long. RefSeq lists its product as uncharacterized. The transcript is spliced from 4 exons. Bases 151 to 3243 code for a protein of 1030 amino acids. NCBI's taxonomy places the organism in Eukaryota, Viridiplantae, Chlorophyta, Chlorophyceae, Chlamydomonadales, Chlamydomonadaceae. The record is from RefSeq and is a predicted model, not a curated record.
CAUAUAGUUAUGCAGUAUGACGCCAAACAUAUGAGUUUUUCCUGCUCAGACCUUGACGAACUCCCGACGACUUGUCGACGUCAGCCGGCCCGGCUCCGGCGGGCGCAAGCCCUGAGCACUUUGACCUAGGACUGGCAGAAUUAAGGUCGAAUGGGGCACGAAGGUGUGGCGUACCGGUGGGAGGUGUUCAACAGGUGGUGUGACGAGUUCGCGGAGAAGCACCAGGGCCUGAAGCCGAAAGUGGAUGAUGUUCGAAGGUGGCACCGGGAGAACGCGGACAAGGUUUGGCCGGACAGUAACGAGCGGCCUUCCGUCUUUUCGGCCGUAAGCCACAACAAGGGACGAAGAGUGCGCGGGAGCAAGACCUGCGAGUACUAUAAGAGGUACCGCGCGGGGAAAGCAGCCGAGCAGCAGCUUGCCGCGCGCCUCCAGCCAGCAGCGCUGAGCGGGCGACGGAUCUUGGCGGUGACCGCUGCAGCACGGAAGCUCAACUCGGAUGGCAGCCGGGGUCCGGGCAAGCGCCACGCGCAGGACGAUGAUGGGUCUGAGGAGCACGCGGAGGGAAGCCACGAGCUGCCUGAGAAGCGCCGCCGCAUGCAGCCUGGCCACCGCGGGCCGGGGCACGGAGGGUCCAGGGGUGGUGGCGCUCGAGGGCGGCGAUCUUCAUCUGAGGAGCUUUCAGAGGACCCCUCGUGGGCCUCGGGCGGCGAGUCCAGUGAGGACGAGGAGGACAGCGGCGGGGACGGGCUGGGCUCUGGCUCGAUGCGGGCCAGCCGGCACCUGUUAGCUCAGCAGCAGCAACAGCAGGGCGUGCACAUCACGGUUGUCCGGCGGGACGCGGACGGGCGGGCAACUCAGGCGCAGCCCGCCGCCCCGCCCAUGCUCGCCGGCUUGCUACCUCUGCCCGGGGGUCCGCCGCUCUUCCAGCCGCCUGCCGGGUCUGUGCCGGGCAGCUCCGGCCGCUCUGUGGCCCGGCCCCGCGUCUCCAACGGCCACCAGCGGCGCGGCUCUGCGCACGGCGAGGCCGCCAGUGAGGAUCCCCUGGCGUGUGACGAGGACGCCUCAGACGGCAUUCGCCCGCAGUCACGUGCCGACAGCGGGUCGCAACAGCGUCGGCGCAGCAUGCCGGUGGACGAGGAUGAGCGCGAGGAGGAGGACGGCGGGCAGCUGCAGCAGGUUCGCUCAGGCGCGCGGCGGACAGCGCAGGACUGGGACUGGGGGCCUGACGGGCACCCGGGCAUUGCGCCCUUAGAGUGCCGCGCGUCGCGCAGCGCCAGCGUAUUGCAGCCCGCGCUGCCGCCGCCGCUGUCAGGCCACGCUGAGACGCCACUCGGCUCGCUGCCUGUGUACCUGGUUGCGGCGAGCAGCGGCGGCAUCAUGGCGGCCAGGCGCCGCAUAGCGGACCAGAGGAAAAGGAAGGCUGCGGCAGCAGCAGCGGCAGCUGCAACAACCACUGCGGCGGCGGCCGCACCGGCGGCGGCCACGGCAGCGGUGCCCGCGGUGGUGGUGCCGCCGCGCCCCAGCGUCGCUGUGCCGGCCUCCGUUGGUGUAUCCGUCGCGCCGGGCGCGCCGGGUGUUACCAAGGACCCGCUGGACCUGCUGGCGCAGGCGGCGUGCGAGGCGCUGGCAACGCCGGUGCCGCCACGUGCCGGCAUGCCGGUGCUGCCGCAGGCUGAGCAACCCAAGGAGGGUGCUGCUACGACUGUUCCCCAGGAGGCUGUCGGCGAUGCGAUGGACUGCAAGGAGCAGGCGCAGCAGCCGCAGGCUGAUGUGGCUGCCUGCGGCCCCGGCAUCAGCGAGGGCUCGGCACACAGCGGCGGCGGCUUUGCGCCGCCCGGCUGCCGCGGCCAAAGUGUGCCGGAGGCGACGCCUAAGCUGCUGCCAAUCAAGGAGGAGCGGGAGCAGGCGUGCGCCGCUGCCGACGAUGCCCAGUCGAGCGGGCAGCAUGCGGCGGCUGGGGCAGCAGGGAACAAGGUGGAAGGCAAUGGGCUGCAGCCGGCUGUGUCGGAAUGUGUCAGUGCCUCGACCCAGAACAGCGGCGGGCCACUCGCCUCGCAGGGCGGCCGCCCCACAGCGCAGGCUCCUGCUGCAGCAGAAGCCGCCAUGCAGGCGCAGCAAGAACAGGCAAUGGCUCAGCCGCAGGCCCAGAAUGCCCCCGCAUCACCCCAUUCGUCUGCGGCGCUAUUAGCGAAGGACGCAGUGGAUUGGGCCACCACAGGCGACGGCGACACGGAGGCCACCGGCUGCACACACGCCGCCAAGCAAGACGCACUGCCGCUGCUGCCGGAUGCCACCGCGACAACCUCGUCGGUCGCGACAGCGCCGUCCGCUGCGACCGUUGCGCUGCCGGCCCCGGCGGCAGCAGCAGCCGCGCACGGCCGGUGUCCCAGCGCGGGCACGACCAGCGACGCCACUGGAACCCUGCCUGCAGCGCUGGCCCCGUUGUUGACUCCGGACAUGAGCAUGAACUUCGCCUACAUGGCGGCAGCAAACGCCGCUGCGGUCAACAUGGCAACCAUGGCAGCAGCGUUCCUGCGCGCGGCGCCACCACUGACACACCAGCAGAUGCACCAGCAGCAUUCACCGGGGCUACCGCUGCCGCUUCCCGUGUCUGCUACACCGGCGGCGCCAGCCAUGCCCGGUGCCCCGCCGGCCGUCCCGCAGCCGUUGGGCUCGGCCGGCUCCGUCAUGAGCAGUUUCCUGUUGCCACCGCCGCCGGUUGUUGGUUCGUUGCCACUGCCACCUGCACUGCCGGUGGCCGCUCCGCCGCUUCUCCAAACCAGCACGCUAUCUAUGCUGCCGCCGCCUCUGUGGCACGGCAUGCCUACGGGCAUGCCGCCAAGCAUGGCUGCCGCUGCAGCCGUGGCUGCCGCGCCGCCGCUAUUUCAGGAAUCCCCAGCGACGGUGCUGGGCGCGCCCGCUGGGUGCAACCAGCUGCUACCGGUGAUGCGGUUGUUCAUGAGCUCCGCCGGCCAUUCGGAUACGCUCGCAGCAGCAGGGGCACAGCCUGCGCCCGGUACUGGCGCAACGCCGCCUGAUGGCACGUCCGUGCCGCAGCUGCCGCCCGUGCCGCUACCGCUGCCGCCCGUGCCACCGCCGCCGUCAGCCCUACCCACCGCCUGCGCCAUGCCCGGCUGCAUGCAGCCACCUGCAAUGGACAUGGGCCUCGUCGGGGGCGGUGCCGCGGCUAACCAGCAGUCCGGCUUUCUGAUGGCUGGUCGGCCCCUGCAGCCCUCGCGGUGAAGGAAAUGGCCAUGCGCGCUACGCGCUAUAGGGGACGCUUGACGUGCAGUGCUUCUAAAAAGGUUGGAGCAGGCUGGCCAGUGAGCGUUACGGUAUUGGCAGGCAGUUGACUAGCCUUUGUUCCAUUUCCACGUUGCGAGCAACAUUAAUACGGAUGUUUCGCAACCCCUUGUGCAACGGAGGAACCUGCUGCACCCACUGACCAUGCACUGGAACUAUUUUGCGAACACAUGUUGAGACAGUAAUUUUAGGACUCGGACACGCACGCAGGCUUUCUUGUGGUCGUUAACAUUUUUUGUUGGUUGACGGCACGGGCCUGUGGGAACGGGGCAGUUGUAGAGCCGGUGCGAUGGAGGGGAAACAGCGGCCAAGCGUAACCGUUGACAACGUGGGGAAGGAUGGAACGUCUGAUGGGUUAUUGUAUCGGUUGUGACGUGUGUGGAUGGGAUUUGUGUCUGUCUUUGCGCGUCCAAGCGUGUUGUGUAUGAAUUUGUGGACACCCGAUGUUGGCAAGCCAUGCCACCGGGUACGCGCCACGUAACCCCACGGACCAUGACUACGAGCGGGUGGAUUGCUCUCUUGACGGAUUUCGCCGCGCAAUCCUCAUUUGCGGGCGACGAAGUAGGGGUGAUACCAACUGCGCACAGAAGGUGCACCAGUUACGGCAGACCGCAAACAAAGUGUCUGCUCGGUGGCUUUUUUCGGUUGUUUUCAUUCGGGGAAAUGUCUCAAUACCAGUUUUGGAGCCCGGGCACACCGCGCGCGUGCGCAGCUAGCCGCUGCAACGAGGUCAUGUACGCGCGCAGUUCGGUCCUCGGUCUUGAGCAGUCGUUGUUUCCAAAAGCUGUAUCGCCCCGCCCUGCCGGCGUGUAGCUACCGACGCCUAGUAAUAUGGGGGAUGACUUGGACCAGGCUUGCACUGGGGGACACUGCGCGGAUUACAAGCGCGUUGUGUCAAGAAGAAUGGAUGGACACUCGCUCGGACUGGUGCAGAUGUACGGGGGAAGCGCCUUGCCCUCACUCGGACUGGUGUUGAGUCAGAUGUAGUUAUGACCUGACCGCUGAGCGUGCGGUGGCGAUGCCAAGACGGUGUGAAGUUGCUGGGUGACGGAAGGGUCACGGCGCAGGCUGCGCGCAAUGAUGGCGUUAUCUGCGUGGCCACUGCAGCUUGACACUUGCCAUCAGGACAGUUACAGCCGACACUGGGCAUUGCAUGGAAGGAUCUGUUGCUGAGUGCGUACGUGAGAGUGUCUGGCUGGGCCGGGCAAAAAUUGCGAAUCCCAUGUUCCCCCACCAGGAUGCACGUGUACGUAUAGGCCGGUGUGUUAGGCGAGCGGGACCGGCAAGAGGACGGGGGGCGUGCAUGUAAGCUAGCUGAGGGGAAGUGAGUGAUUGAGUGGCUGAGAGGGCGAACACCAAAUGGCGAAGCGCUGGGAAUUGGUAGGCGAUGCCACACAUCCUGCGCCUGCCACCCUGUCGCAGCCACGAGUGGGCACGUAAUUUUACCGGAGCCGGGUCGGCGUUGGCAAACGAAUUACUUGCACGCCGCUGGGUGUCUCGGUCCCCGACACGUUUUUGGGCGGAUUGUGGCGGGCUGACAGGGCUUGUCCUGGUACGUAACGUACCGAAUGUAAACGAAGCUUCAGAUGAUGUAGCGACGGAGUCCCUGCAGCGCCACCGCCUUGCGGUUGAGAUUCUGUGCCAGUUGAGCAACCAUGGCUUUGUCACUGGCGCACAAAUGACGCGGCUAAGUGGAAGUGUGCUGAACCAGAACAGUUUUAACCGCACGAUAUUGACGAUGCUUGACAUGUGUAAACUAAAAAAGGA